This is a messenger RNA of Callorhinchus milii (elephant shark), 2770 nucleotides long. Its product is annotated as RING finger protein nhl-1-like. Gene Ontology annotation, molecular function: translation repressor activity; ubiquitin protein ligase activity; metal ion binding. Bases 1 to 2013 code for a protein of 670 amino acids. NCBI's taxonomy places the organism in Eukaryota, Metazoa, Chordata, Chondrichthyes, Chimaeriformes, Callorhinchidae. Gene Ontology annotation, biological process: protein polyubiquitination; proteasome-mediated ubiquitin-dependent protein catabolic process; negative regulation of translation. The record is from RefSeq and is a predicted model, not a curated record. The transcript has 2 exons.
AUGAACCAUCACCUGAUUGAGCAGUUGCUGACUUGUCCCGUUUGCCUGGACCGCUACAAGAGGCCAAAGCUCCUGCCUUGCCAGCACACCUUCUGCCAGGAGCCCUGCUUGAAAGGCUUGGUCAACGAAGUCAACCGAAAGGUGAAAUGUCCCGAAUGCAGGGCGGUCCACAAAAUCCCCCGCGAAGGAGUGUCUGGAUUCCCCAACAACAGGACUAUUCUCAGCUUUCUGGAAAUCCCUCUGGAGCAGAUCCCAGGCCUGAACAGCAAUGGGCCACUGACCUGCCAUUUCUGCAGCCUCAAGGAGGAGCUGGCAGUGUGCUGCCAUUGUGAGAAACACCUGUGCGAUUCCUGUCAGCAUUUACACAUGGAGCAGCUGCGACUGGACCUCAAGAGGUUGGUGUCCCAGUUGAGGAGGUCCGUUCCUAAGCUCUCCAAUGCCCUGGGAGCACUGGAGCAGAAGCUAGCGUCUCUGAAGCAAAAUGUCGAGGCAGUGCGUGCUGAGAUCAGACGCAGCGUGGAACGGUUUAUCGCCGAGUUGAAGGAACGGGAGCAGGUUCUGAUGUUGGAAGCGGAGACCCUGGUGCAGUCGGCUGUCAGGACUCUUCAGCUGAAGCAGGAAAACUUGGAGCUUGAGCUGGCCAGCAUUUCAAGUCACUGCGACUGUGUUGAGAACAGCUUGAAGGGCAGUGGGCGCCUCCCAAGCAGCGAGCUGUGGCAACUUCACAAACAGUCCAGAGAGCUCAUCGGACAGAUCAGGUACUUGGAUGAGCCAGAUGAGGUCCAGCCCAAGGUUCUGAGGUUUACAGCCAAUACCGUUGCUCUUCACACCGAUGUCGUCAAGUUUGGCUCAGUCUCUUGGGCCACAAAAAAUUCAACACCUUUGCAACUCCUUUCUUCCAGUUUGUCAAGAUAUCAAGCAACACAGAACUCACAUCGAAGCAUUACUGUUUCAACGCAGAGCAGCAUUGAAAUGUAUUCCCCUCUGACAAUAAACAAUUCUCUUAACCCUUUGCCCAGGAUGGCUAGUAACUAUUUAUCCUCGAAUUCACAGUUAGGGCAAAGGGCAAGCUCCAGCGAUUCCCAGGCUCUGAUUAUUGAGCUGCUGGACAUGAACCACCACAUGUUGAGCCUCCCGUUGACCGGUCGCGAUCUUCAGCUUCACUAUCAGGAGAAAGGACGCCUGCAAUUCAAGUUUGGAUCGAAAGGCAGUGAUCUGGGUCAUUUCACUUGGCCAAGAGGGGUGGCUGUGAGUCCUGAAGGUCACGUGGUCGUGGCAGACAGCAGCAAUCACAGAGUCCAGAUAUUCAGUGGAGGAGGGAGGUUUGUCAGAGCGUUUGGAUCCUACGGUAGCAGUGACGGAGAGUUUGAUUGUUUGGCCGGUGUUGCUGUCAACAGCCAAGGCUGGAUUAUCAUUGCUGAUCGCUACAACCACCGCAUUCAGAUCUUUGACCGGGUCGGGCGCUUCAUACGCAAGUUCGGGAAAGAAGGUGCCUGCAAUGGGCAGUUGAGUUACCCUUGGGGGGUGACGACAGAUGGGCUGGGCUUCAUCUACGUGUGCGACAAGGACAACCAUCGGGUCCAGGUCUUCACUUUGGACGGCCAGUUUGUGCGCAGGUUUGGCCGCCUGGGCAGUGGGGAUGGCCAGCUGGAGCACCCACAUUACUUGACCAUCACCUCCCAGAACCAAGUGGUGGUCAGCGACAGCUGUAACCACCGGGUGCAGGUCUUUGAUAAGUACGGCCGGUUUGUGAGCAAAUUUGGGUCCGAGGGCACGGCUCCGGGCCAGUUCAAGUACCCUCGUGGUCUGGCCGUUGACCACGAAGGGAACAUUCUCGUGGGAGACAGCGGGAACAAUCGCAUCCAGAUCUUCCGUCCUGACGGGACCUUCCUGCAGGCUUUCGGUAGCUGGGGAACAGGGGAUGGACAGGUGAAAGGCCUGGAGGGCAUAGCCUUUUAUGGAGGAGAUAUCAUCAUCAGCGACAGGGAGAACCACAGAAUACAGAUCUUUUAGCACUGGACUCACCCAAUAACCUCAUGGGUCAAGGAAUCACCCAGUGAAGUGUUACGCCAGACAGGCCGACCAGAAGGUCCCAGUUUGCUGAUCACAGCUGUGGGCAUUAGAACAGGGUUAGAGAAAGGUGGGUGUGGAAAUCAGACUGUGUUCCCACUCCCGAUAGUAAUUGAGUGAUCUUUGCUAGUUAGUGCAUAUAUGUGGAUGUCAGGCAAGGGCAGGAUCAUGCUUCGCUGUGACGCCCUCCAUUGGUAAAACUGUGUGCUAACGCUCACUGUGUAGGUCACACAGAAAUAAUGACUGGAGUUCCCCUCGGAGCCAUACUCCAGCAGGAAUACGUCUUCAGGAGAGGAGAGGAACAAAUUGGCAACAAAAUAAAGAAGAUAAAGUGUUGUUCUAUCUUCAGAGUGGAUCACCAGUGUAAACUUAUUCGUAGGUUUGAACAAAAGGCAUGGACAGUGUUGGAUUAUCGAGAGAUCCCAACGCUUGUUCACAUUACCUCUCAGCAAAAAAAAACAAUAAAGGAUGAGAUUUCUAAAAUGUGCUGCAAACUCUGAAUGAUAGAGGAGGGGAACGGACUGGAUUGACAGGGUUAAACAUGACAUUCUGGAUAAUCUGGAAUUGGUUUGUGUUGACAUGUGCGUGGAAAUGCCACAGAAGUGAAAUGAGAAGGGUUUAACGAAUUCUGCACAAGAGCUGGAAGUGCCUGUCACUCAUGUCCCCCUGCCUUCCGUAGCUUUUCCCACCUCCAGCUCGG